AUGGGUGCUUAUUGUUGUUCAAGCCAAGAGCCGACUAGAGACGAUUUCUCUAUUGAAAAUGAAGUUAAAGAUAGCAAUGUAGUCGUUUUUAGCAAGCCAGGAUGCACAGAUUCUUUGAGAGCUAAAACACUUUUGUAUUCUAUUGAUGCCCUGCCAAAAGUAAUUGAAGUAAAUAAAAGAACUUAUUAUCUAAAAGAAAAAUUAUACUGAAAAUAAUUAAUUUAUUUUAUAUUUAAAUAGUCAAUUCUAUUGAUAUACAGAUUAGAGGCUUAGCUUUCUGAUUUUUAGUAUCUUAUUUUUAUUAUAAAAUAUAAAGCUAGAAACCAAGCAAGAGUCUUUUCCGUAUGUUUUUAUUGCUGGAAAAUUCAUAGGAGGCUAUGAAGAACUUCAAAAUCAAAUAAAUAAAGGAACAAUCCAGAAAAUGCUUAAAGAUGAAAACAAUAAGCAAACUCAGUAG
Molecule: messenger RNA, 457 nt
Organism: Blepharisma stoltei
Lineage: Eukaryota; Ciliophora; Heterotrichea; Heterotrichida; Blepharismidae
Source: the annotation of a GenBank genome assembly